AUGUUGGGGGCCAUCUCGCUGGCCUACCUCCUCGUCUUCCGAGCUUUUGGGGCUGUUCUGCCGCGACAGGACGGCGAAGCGCAGACCGGAUGGCCGCCUCUACAGUUCACUCAGGACGGCACGUUUCACAUUUCCGUAUUUGAGGAUCUGCACUUUGGAGAGAGUACCUAUGCUCAGUAUAUCCACUCGGCGUGCCGAUUGCUGUGCUGACGUGUCCACUAGACGCAUGGGACCAAUGGGGCCCCCAGCAAGAUAUCACUUCCGUCAAAGUGUUGAACGAGGUGCUCGAUGCCGAGACACAGCAACUGGUGGUCCUCAACGGCGACCUCAUCACCGGCGAGAACUCUUUCAAGGAGAACAGCACCGACAAGAUCGAUCAGAUCGUUGGUCCGAUCGUGCAACGAGGUGCGCUGCAGUUGCCCGCCCCUAUCGUCGGAUGCCACGCUGACGCCUCCAGGGCUGCCAUGGGCCUCCACGUACGGCAACCAUGACAGCGACUUCAACCUCAGCCGGAGUGCCAUUCUGGCGCGCGAACGUCAAUAUCCCAACGCGUUGACGACACAGAGCGUCUUCGGGCGUGAUGCCGGAGUGACCAAUUACUACUUGCCGGUGUAUCCUUCUGCAGGUGGCUCCGUGCCCAGUCUGAUCCUCUGGUUCUUUGACAGCAGAGGUACUGUCGUAGAUCAAGACGACUCGCCGAAUCAUGCUGACAGACGCAGGCGGCUUCUACUACCAAGAACGCACUUCGACCGGCGAAAAGGUCGGACAGCCCAACUGGGUGGACCAGAGCGUGGUGGACUGGUUCGAAUCGACCAACGCAUCCUUGGCCAGCCAGUACGGAAAGACGAUCCCAUCUCUGGCCUUCUUCCACAUCCCUACGAACGCCAGCGUCGCUCUGCAACAAGAGGCCGGAAUAGACCCCAACCGCCAGCCAGGCAUCAACGACGACUACCCGCUCGCGCCCCAGGCGGCCGGAGCCUGUCCCGAUGGCGUCGCGAACGGCACAUGCAUGUACGGCGCACAGGACGUGCCCUUCAUGCAAGCCAUCACUUCCACGCCGGGUCUCAUGGCCGCGUUCAGUGGGCACGACCACGGAGACACCUGGUGCUACAAGUGGGAUCGCACGCUCCCGGGCACGACCCUGGAUGGCAACGGACUCAACCUCUGCUUCGGCAGCCAUUCGGGGUACGGGGGCUAUGGAAACUGGGUGAGCGCCUACAUCCCCGUACUCGAGUCCAGGACGGUCCACUGACAACUCGGGUCCUCGUGUACAGACACGAGGCGCGCGCCAGAUUUUGGUGUCGGAGAGUAUGCUGCAAGACCGCAUCGUCGACACCUGGAUUCGGCAAGAGACAGGUGACGUCGUCGGUUCAGUGCGUCUCAACUCUACGUACGGUCAAGACAUCUAUCCCGAGGUGAGUGCAUGAAAGGGGAAAAACCAUCUACGACAGAUCUUUCACCUGAUUCAGCUAUCAACGGCCAACUAUAUCCCUCGCUUGGCGAAAGUCCCCGCGAAUCACUAG
Lecanosticta acicola is the source of this 1523-nucleotide messenger RNA. Lineage: Eukaryota; Fungi; Ascomycota; Dothideomycetes; Mycosphaerellales; Mycosphaerellaceae. The record is from the annotation of a GenBank genome assembly.